This is a messenger RNA of Scaptodrosophila lebanonensis, 2389 nucleotides long. It is a transcript of the gene Pngl, whose product is annotated as peptide-N(4)-(N-acetyl-beta-glucosaminyl)asparagine amidase. Lineage: Eukaryota; Metazoa; Arthropoda; Insecta; Diptera; Drosophilidae. Gene Ontology annotation, cellular component: cytosol; cytoplasm; nucleus. Gene Ontology annotation, molecular function: peptide-N4-(N-acetyl-beta-glucosaminyl)asparagine amidase activity. The record is from RefSeq and is a predicted model, not a curated record. Gene Ontology annotation, biological process: protein deglycosylation; glycoprotein catabolic process; protein quality control for misfolded or incompletely synthesized proteins. The coding region runs from base 339 to 2258 and encodes 639 amino acids. The transcript has 7 exons.
GUAACGGCUCAAACCAGCUGCUGAAACAGCUGUUGCGGCUACACUUUUAUGGUUGUGUUUGUUGUCAGUUCUUGUGGCUGAUAGGCGACCGUGAUAUUUCUUUGUGCAAUAUAAUUUGAUCUAAUUAAUUAACGCCUUUGCAUUACUCUUUGUUCAAAACAGAAUUAAGUUGAUUGCUUUAAUUGCGCAGUUCAAGUGCUUCUGGAAACGCGUCUCAUAGGUUGCUGAACAUUUUUUUUCAAUUGCGCCGUGUCAGUGUCUGGUCACCCAACCCUCCCACCUAAACCCACCGUCUACAGCGGCAUUGUGACUUAUUAGAUAGCUGCUCAUUCAUUAAAAUGGUGGAUAUUAACAUGGAAUUUGUGCACUCUAUAGAACCACAAAUAGCAAGCACCGGACGUUCCACUACCGAGCUGGAGGAUUCCAAAAAUGCGUACCUUGAGGCUGCGCGAAUCUUGCUAUUGCUGCUGGAUAAUGUGCUCAGUGAGCCGAAUAACCUUAAGUUUCGCAAGAUACGUCUUGAAAAUAAAACCAUCAAGAAACUAUUGUCGCUGAAUGGCAGCGAACAAUUAUUGAAAGCUAUCGGUUUCAAGCGUGUGCCAGAAGCUAAUGCAGCUUAUAUAUUGCCUGUUGAAGUGCCACUUCAAAAGAUUCAACAGUAUCGCAACGCCUUGCGUGAGAGACGGGAAGCUUGGCUUAACGGCGCAAUGCUAAAAAGUCCCGUAAAGGAACAGAACCAAGAAAUGGCAGCCAAAUGCAACAAGCCCUUCUUUGUAAGAACUUCAAAGCCCUACCAUCAGCGCAUCACAUUUCCUCGAGCACUGCGCACCCCUAAUCGUUUUCUACAAUCACUGGAGCUCUACUCCGAUGCCGUCAUGCAGUAUGAGGAUGAGCAGCUGCUGGCCAGUGGUCGCGACUUAAUUCCAAUCGAUGCCUUAACUUCGCGGGCGAGCGAGAAACUUAUGAGCUUGCAACAGCUUAUUGCCUCGGGAGAGUUCAAAGAAGCAGAGCCCUGCAUACGGGAUUUGUUGCUGGUCGAGCUAGUCAAUUGGUUUAAUACAGAGUUCUUUGAGUGGGUCAACAACAUUGCAUGUCAGGUGUGCGGCAGUGAGGAGAGCAAGUUGCGUCGCACACUAACCGAAGACGGUGUUCGGGUCGAGGUGACCGUCUGCUGCGGCCAAGAGACAAAAUUCCAUCGCUACAACGACAUUUCGCAGUUGUUGGUCUCACGCAAGGGUCGCUGUGGCGAAUACGCUAACUGCUUCACUUUCCUCUGCCGUUGCCUCUCUUAUGACGCGCGUAUUGUACACUCGCACUUCGAUCAUGUCUGGACGGAGGUUUAUUCUGAGACACAGAUGCGCUGGCUGCACGUGGAUCCUUCUGAUAAUGUGGUUGAUUCUCCGCUUAUGUACCAGCAUGGUUGGAAGCGACCUAUUGACUAUGUGUUUGCCUACUCACGUGAUGAUACGCAGGACGUAACCUGGCGAUAUACGAACAAUCAUCGACAGAUCUUGCAACUUCGUAAACUUUGCUCUGAAAAAGAGCUCAUUGAAGCGCUAAACACAAUACGCGCAAAGCGAGUGCAGCUCUCGAAUGCGAGCGCCGAGCGUAAACAGUUUUUAAGUAAUCGAUACAUGAGCGAAGUCAUCCAGAUGACCUUGGAGCGAACCCCGACUGAGAGCGAGCUCAAAGGUAGAAGCUCGGGAAGCUUGGCCUGGCGUCAAUCGCGCGGAGAACACACAUUCACUAAUAUUUAUGUGUUCACGCUAAACGAAAUCGAACUUGAGAAACGUCAAUUUAAUAUACGUUAUAGAUGUUCUACUGACACGUACGAACGUUACACCAAAGAUGGAGAACUUGAAACCAUUUUAGAAACACAUAAGACAUGGCAGAGUGUACAAUUUGCCUCGAAAAACAUUUUUCGAAAGGUGGAACGCGAUUGGAAAAUGGCUUAUUUGGCCCGGGUGGAGAAUACCGAAAACGCUGAAAUUAUCUGGAAAUUCGAUUUUACGAAAACAAAUUUAAAGGUAAAAACAUAUAGGCUUGAAUUUCAAUCGAAGACCUUUGGAGAGGGCAAAAUUGACGUAAUCAUAGAGAGUUGCGAUAACAAAACGUGCAUUGAAAAUGCAAAUCUAUUCCAAAUUGUUGCCAAACUGAGCGGAGGCAAAGGCGAUGUGGCCUGGCAGCACACACAACUCUUUAGACAAAGCCUAAAUUCGAAAGAAUACCCGUUUGAGCUGCAAGUGGAGCUGUACUAGUCGAAAGAGCAUGUAAAAAUUAUAACGUAAAUUCCAUUUAAUAUUGUAAAUAAAUCAAAAUGAUAUACAAUUGUGUCAAGUAUUUAAAGGUAAUGUUUUUAGAAAUGCUACAAUAAACAAUUUUUUCGAAA